AUGAUUACACCUCAUCGCAGCGCAGCAAAGGCCGCUUCCGCUUCAAAAGCUCCUCCACAAAACACUCUUCCUCUACCACCCACAAAAGAGAUCGCAGUCGAGAUCGCAGUCAAGAAACAGAUCGAGACCGAGCUCAUCGAUCCUCCCACCGCUCCUCCCGCCACAAACACCGUGACCGAACACACACCCGCCAUCGCACGCGCUCCCCAUCCCCACUCAACCCCUCAAACUACACCCCCCCUAGACGGCGAAGCCGCCUUCCGCGAAUCCCUCUUCGACGCCCUAGGCGACGACGAAGGCGCCGCAUACUGGGAAUCCGGACCCGAUGGCGAACUAGAGCGCAUGGACGAGGAGGAAUAUGCGACUUAUGUGCGUGCGCAGAUGUGGACGCGGACGAGGGAGGGUAUGAUGGCUGAACAGGAUCGAUUACGUGCUGAGAGGCGACAGGCGAAGAUUCUCUUAGGCGUGGUCAGGAGAGGAGGAAAGGGAAGGCUUGGAAGGGGGCUUGGGGGUUGUAUUUGGAGGGUUGGGAGGGGGGUUCAGAAGGCUGUGUUUCGGUGUCAGGAUUCAUCUACUGCUACUGCUGAUGGUGGUGGUGAGGAGGGAAAGAGUGGUGGGUCGACUGCUGCUACGCCGUUGCGGAAUUUGCUGUUCUGGCCUGUUGAGUCUGGGAAACGGUGUGAUGUGACGCCCGCUGCUGUGGAGGAGUUUCUGAAACAUGCGCCGGAGGGGGAUCUACUGUCUACGCUUAAGGUGGAGCGUGUGCGGUGGCAUCCUGAUAAGAUCCAGCAUCGGUACGGGGUGCUCGGGGUUGAUGAGAAGGUUAUGCGCAGUGUGACUGAGGUCUUUCAGAUUGUUGAUCGAAUGUGGAAUGAGGAGCGGGAGCGGGUUGGGAAGAGUUGA
This is a messenger RNA of Penicillium cosmopolitanum, 903 nucleotides long. RefSeq lists its product as uncharacterized. The record is from RefSeq and is a predicted model, not a curated record. The transcript has 3 exons. Gene Ontology annotation, biological process: canonical NF-kappaB signal transduction. Lineage: Eukaryota; Fungi; Ascomycota; Eurotiomycetes; Eurotiales; Aspergillaceae. The coding region runs from base 1 to 903 and encodes 300 amino acids.